AUGGAUGAGCCGGAGAGGGGGCUGCUCUCAGACUAUCUCAAGGCCAUGUUUCCAAGAUCCCCUCUGCUCGCAUUCAUCGACCGUGGUCGUGGCUUCCUGCAUCGCCUGGAUGUGCCCAGCUCUGGCUUGAUUCUGGUUGCCAAGUCUCAUGACGCCUGGUAUCAGCUCAAAGUCCAGGCCGCUUGUGGUGACAUUCAGCGAGACUACCUGGCCCUAUGCCAUGGCUGGAUGAGCCCUCACCGGAAGGAAAUCAACGCACGAAUUUGUUGGUGGCCAAAUGGCAGGCGAUCACCCGGCUCGGUAGAAGAUAGUGGUCGGCUUUCAGCAACCAAGCUCAGCAUCAUCGAGUUCUGCAGGAUUGGUGCACGAGGUCUUUGCCUCCUCCUCAUCCGAAUUGUGACCGGGCGGAUGCAUCAGAUCCGGCUGCACACCUCGCAUGUGGGACAUCCCACCGUCCGCGAUGCGAAGUAUUCGUCAAAGGAGACCGCUCAGGAAGAUGCGCGGUGGUGCCCAGACCACUUCCUGCACAGGUAUUCUUUGGCUUUCUUUGACAGCGCUAGAAAGCAGCUGCACAAGGUCCUGGAGCCUCUGGACAGCGGUUUGCAAGAGGCUCUCGGCAAAGUCAGCAUCCUCAAAGCUGGCCUGGCUGGGAGACCUGCUGGGAUCAUGGAAUCACAGUCGCUGCGCCGUGUGGUGCCUGUCUCUGCCGAUGGCAAGAUACUUAACGCAAGCUCUGCAGAGCCCGGCGAAGACCAGGGGGAGUGCCCUGGACGACGGGAGCUUGUUCAACAGGUUGGGCUGGCCAACGUGCUGGCAGCCGGCGCAGUCGCACCCGAACCCGCCCGGGCCCUCGCCCGCAGUGCGGAGGAGAGGGCAGCCGCGCAGGUCUUCCGAGCUGCCACACCCGGAGUGGUCGCCGUUUCUCGUGGGUACAGGCAGGGCGAGAGGAAGCGCAGCGGAGGCGUCGAAGAUGGGCUGCCGCCAUCCCUGGGCAGUGGCUUUGUCUGGGACGCCACGCACGUGGUAACGAACUACCAUGUGGUGCGGGAUCUAGCGCCCGGCGAACUGCAAAUAGUGUUCCUGGACGCGGUGAGCGGAAUGGACGAGAACGAGUUGCCCAAGCGGGAGAUCCUCAAAGGUGAGCUGAUCGGAUCCGAUCCCUUUACGGACACUGCAGUGAUCAAGGUCAUACCACCCCCGUCGGGUACGAUGACCGUCGGAAUGCACCCGCUGCCCACUGGGGAAUCCUCUGCACUCGAAGUAGGGCAAACCGUCUUCGCGAUUGGAAAUCCCUUUGGCCUGGACCACAGCAUGAGCCGUGGCAUCAUCUCAGGCAAGUCGAGGACGCUUGACAUUGGUGAGAGGCCCAUCCAGGGUUGCAUCCAGACGGAUGCCUCCAUCAACCCAGGCAACUCGGGGGGCCCUCUCCUGGAUGCUGGGGGACGUGUCAUCGGGGUGAACACCGCCAUCCUCACAGCCAGCGGCACGUCUGCCGGGGUGGGCCUGGCGAUCCCCGUGGACACGGUGAAGCGGAACGUGGAGCUGAUUCUGAAAAAGGGAUUCGUCUCGCGCGGAUUCCUGGGAAUCACCUUUGCGCCAGACGCGAUUGCUGAUGCCCUGAAUAUUCCUGGUGUCAUUGUGUAUGGGAUCAUACCCAACAGUCCUGCAGAGCAAGCAGGAGUUCGCCCAAUGCUGAACGGAACCAUUGGCGAUGUGAUUACAUCCAUGGAUGCAAAGACCAUUCGCACUGGCUCCGACGUUUUCCGACUUUUGGACAAGCGGGUUCCGGGUGACGUUGUCGCGCUCGGUCUGCAAAGGGCCCGCAGAGACGUGGACGGCAGCGCCAUUAUCGAUCAAUUGACAUUCAACGUGACGCUGAGUGCGGCCCCGAGGAAGUUCUGA
This is a messenger RNA of Symbiodinium pilosum, 1902 nucleotides long. Lineage: Eukaryota; Dinophyceae; Suessiales; Symbiodiniaceae. The record is from the annotation of a GenBank genome assembly.